AUGACCGCUUCAUCUUCCUCAUCGAUAACGAAAUAUGGCAAGGUACUUCCUAUAGCUGGACUUUUAUGCUUUGUUGGAGCCAUGACGCUGGAUUAUAUCCACAAAGGGAGUCUUUCUCUUCCUCAAGGGGCUGAUCUGAAUGGACGAAAGAAAGAGGACGGUUCCUCGUCAUCCUAUUCUUCCAUCCAAGAAAAGGCCUCUCGCCCGCUCGAGCACGAUUCCUUAUUUGACUAUGAAGGAACCAAUAUUGCAACACUAGAAAACAGCGUGGAAGCAAUCACAGCACGAUUACAGCCCCGGCGUUUACAGCUGGAGGAAAACAAAGCCAUCUCCCAUCAAAUUCUACAUCUCCACAAUAUGAAGACAGGAGGAACUUCCAUUGACAAACGAUUGAAUUGCGCCAUCAAGCGUAUGAGCGCUGACUACAAUGUGACGAUACCUCGGUACAAUAUUCACGAAUGCUGGCGGAGGGUGUAUCGAGAAUGCAUGGCGAAUUCCACAAACCCAUGUCGACAAGAAAUAAAAGAUGCCGCUGUGAUGAGUUUCUGUGGACCUUUGCAAAACGUGGAAAUGUUGGGCUGGGCUGGUCAAGAUAGACCAGAAGUCGCCGUGGUUACCAUGCUACGGCAUCCCGUGGAACGAGUUUGGAGUCAAUACAAGUACCAGCUAUCCAAUUGUUAUCGAUGUAAAAACUUGACUUUUGUGUACGAGCUAUUUGAUAGUGGUGACUGGCCCGGAUACGAUAACCUGUGCAUGUCUCAUCUAAAGGACAAACAGGUCCGAAACCUCGUUUCCAGAGACUUGCCAGCAGAUGCCACAGACGAGGAGCGAGUCAACGAUGCUAUUGCCAAUAUGAAAUCAAAGUUCACGUUGGUAGGGAUUACCGAACAAAUGGAAGCCACGGAAGCUCUUUUGGUGAAUGCCUUUCCGUGGCUGGAUGGACAGUUGGAACGCAGCAAUGCUAGUUGUACCAUGCAGCACACCAAUAAGUCACCCAGGAAUAAUGGAUGCAUCAUAGAUAGGGCAACAAAGCAAAUGAUGCACAUGCCUGUAUUACAGCAUCCAGAUAAUGAAACCCGAAGGGUGAUUGAAGAGCACAAUCAAUUAGACAUGAAGCUCUACGAAGCGGCACUUCAGCAUUUCGAGGUGCUAAAGCAAGCGAUUGGGUAUAAGGGAUAA
Messenger RNA from Cylindrotheca closterium, 1179 nucleotides. The record is from the annotation of a GenBank genome assembly. NCBI's taxonomy places the organism in Eukaryota, Bacillariophyta, Bacillariophyceae, Bacillariales, Bacillariaceae.